Messenger RNA from Glycine soja, 1397 nucleotides. RefSeq names its product transcription factor MYB102-like. The coding region runs from base 164 to 1180 and encodes 338 amino acids. Lineage: Eukaryota; Viridiplantae; Streptophyta; Magnoliopsida; Fabales; Fabaceae. The transcript has 3 exons. The record is from RefSeq and is a predicted model, not a curated record.
CCUUGAGUCUCAUAAAAACAUAAUUCCAUUAUUUCUCUCCCACACUUUCUUUAUUUUCUCACGUCUCCAAAAGCUUCUCCCUCUUUCUUUUUUUUUUCUAUCACGCAAACUCAUCAUUUAGCUAUAGUAGCUUAAUUAAGUAGCUCAACAAGUUCAAAUUACAAUGGGUAGAUCACCUUGUUGUAACAAAAAUGGCCUCAAGAAAGGACCAUGGACACCAGAAGAAGACCAAAAACUUAUUGAUUACAUUCAGAAACAUGGGUACGGCAAUUGGAGAGUACUCCCAAAGAAUGCUGGUUUGCAAAGGUGUGGAAAGAGUUGCCGUCUCCGUUGGACAAACUAUCUCCGACCAGAUAUAAAGCGAGGUCAAUUCACUUUUGAAGAGGAAGAGACUAUAAUACAGCUACAUAGCAUUCUUGGCAACAAGUGGUCAGCUAUUGCUUCUCGCUUACCCGGAAGAACAGACAAUGAAAUCAAGAAUUACUGGAACACCCACAUUAGAAAAAGGCUUCUAAGGAUGGGAAUUGACCCUGUGACACAUAGGCCAAGGCUUGAUCUUUUGGACCUAUCUUCCAUCUUAAGUUCAACCCUCUACGGUUCAACACAAAUGAACAUCCAAAGACUUCUUGGCACUAACACAGUGGUGAACCCUGAGCUUCUAAAGUUGGCCUCGUCACCCUUCCCCUCUCUGCAGCAACGCCAACACCAAAACAUGUGUGCACAAAAUUGUGAAGAGAACCAUCUCUGUGACCCCCAAAUUCAGAACCAAAUCCCUCAGGACUUGGCUCAAGAAGCAUUGCCUUUCAAUCAUACACAGUUUGUUGAAUCCAAUAUGAAUAUUAUUCCAUACCCUUCAAUUUUCCAAGACUCUAGCUUCCAACAACAUUCUCAACCAAGUGAUUUGCAUUGCAACGGAAUUGAUCAUACAAGUUAUGUUCCUCAAUUACCAAACUAUGAUUACCCUCCAAUUUCUGAACUCUCAACUUAUAACAAUUCCUAUAACAACAACCAGAACUUCAGCUACACUUCAGUUCUCUCAACGCCUUCUUCAAGUCCCACACCGUUGAAUUCGAACUCGACGUAUGUCAAUGGGUGCAGCAGCACUGAGGAUGAGACAGAAAGCUAUGUCAGUAGCAACAACUUGUUGAGAUUUGAAAUCCCAGAUAUGCUAUACGUAUGACUAAGUACUCAUAUAAUUAACUUAUUCACAUCAUGAAACAAUCGUCUCGAACAAAAUUGAUUUAUUUAUCUGGGGCUAGCUAGAUAAUCACAAUGGAUCGAUUGUGUUCAUACUUGUAACAUUUUCUAAAUUUUUAAUAGUAUUGGUAGUUGACUUUCUGCAUUGAGGCUUUUGAUGUGUUAGGAAAAAGAAGUCCUUAUAUAUCCUUUUCCAAUUA